AUGAACGAAAGGGAGACCGAGGAGAUGGACGGCACCCCAACGUGGUGGCCGGCAGAAGAUUGUAGCUCCAAGUUGGCGAGAAGGACAUCUGAUCAAGAUAAAAGCAAUCCAGUGAUAUUACUUAACGCUCCCCAGCAUUUAUUCAAGACCAGCAUAAAACACGGAACAUCCUUCCCCAAGACGAUAAACAUCAACCGGAUCUUGUCACAGAGUUAUAUAUCGACGUUCCUUUUCGCGUUCCUUGGUCCUCGCAGGUGGUAUAGGAAGGGACGAAGGGACAGGGUCAAUAGUGAUGAGGUUAAUGCGCUGUUUGAUUGGGUGGGCUUGAUGGAUGACGUGAUGAUGGCGAAGAAAAAUGACUACGCCAGACGCGCAAAUGUUUCCACAUGCUCACAGGACUCUACAUCGUAUGGACGAACGCUUCCAAACUCGACAUCCUCUCCAACGACUAACCGUAUUCCUGCGAUGAAGCCGAUCUCGAGCACCACAUGUGCCACGCCUACCGAUCCGCCCCCCGCUGGCUCUCCUCUCCCUGAGACUACCUUCACCAUAACCUCCAUAUUCCAAUGCUACCGUCUUCUAGCUGUUUCUAAGAGAAAUCUGAGUGGUUCCGGAGAAGCGCGUUGUUCACUCAACACGGAACCUAAAUAUCUUGGAUGGAUGUCAACGAUGGCUAACUUAUGUAUCCUAUACUCCUGCAUCUGGACGACAACGGGAACCCUGGAUGAAAUCCACUCCAUCGACUUUGACCUGCGCCCAGUCAACCUCACAGCCGACGACUUAGCUCCCAGCGACAACCCCUCCAAAAUGUUGUCCUACAUCUGGAAGGCCUGUGAAAAUGGCUUCCUCGAUGAAGGAGAUGAUACGCAGAUUCUCCGACUCGCUUGCUGUCGAGGACAGGGACGGCGUCCACAACUGGAUGCUAUGCGUACGAGGUCGACCCUGACGGUCUGGGAUAUUGCGCGGACUAGUCGAGUGUGGCGGUAUCGUUGCAUGGUAUCUGCCCUCGCCGUCGACAUCCUUGGGAGACCGGCACGCGCGAGGCUUAAGCGACGUGCAGUACGACCGCUACAUCCAAGCCAUCUUCACCGCACACACCAUCCUAGCCCUCUGAAUGCGCCUCCAUCAACCUCUACGCUGCGCUCUCCCCGACCAGUCGUCUUUGCCCCGACCUCCACGUCUACGAUACCCCACCACUUCGAUGGCUCCGAGAAUGACAACACUGGAGCCUCUCGUAGAGAACGGCAGUAUGCAUCCAUUCACACAUUCGUGCCAUGGGAGGAGCAUGACAGCGGCAAAGCACCAAUCGCAGUCCUAUUCCCGGGUCAACUCAUGGCGGCGUGA
Desarmillaria tabescens is the source of this 1344-nucleotide messenger RNA. RefSeq lists its product as uncharacterized. The record is from RefSeq and is a predicted model, not a curated record. Lineage: Eukaryota; Fungi; Basidiomycota; Agaricomycetes; Agaricales; Physalacriaceae. The transcript has 11 exons. The coding region runs from base 1 to 1344 and encodes 447 amino acids.